AGCUCAAGCUGGUAGUCUAAUGUUAAUGCAGCAGAUGUUUAGUUCUUUCGUGAGUUACUGAUUGGAAACUGGACUUCAAGCAAAAUGGGUCCUCUGGUGUUUUUGCUGCUCCUCGCAUCGGGCGCCUUCCCUGAGUUGGAGUGUGCCGACGGAUCCAAUAACAAGAUGCCUUCUCCCACGGAACCCACCAUCCAGAAAGGCGAGGUCUUCUCAGAGCACCGAAGAAUCUUGCUUCAGCCCAUGACCGUAGAAGUGUUUACUUCAGAAACCGCACGUCUAGGCCCUUCAGAAGGUUUCUGCAUGAAAAGGGUGAAGUGCGAUGACGACAGCUCUUCGGACGAAGCGCCUCAAACGGACGAAGAACAUCAGGAUGUGCCAAGAACUCUGGAAGUGAAGGCAACCGCAGAAACUUCCACGGCUAGCUCAGUAUGGUCAACGAGACCUCCAUUGACGUGCUCCAUUCCAGUUCAAACGAUGUACACCUACCGGGGCCACUGCGUGAGGCUGAGCCUGGACGUGGGAGGCUGUCGGUCCGGCAGCAUGAUGUCGCCCAUGCAGCCACCCUGCCACCCUCCUCCUAAAAUCUAGCGCUUGCUGUCACGUCUCACCACGUCGAUCGCCAGUCAGUUGUCUUUUUAAAUCUACUCUCCAGCAUUGUAAUUUACUCAAUAACGGUUCUA
Messenger RNA from Schistocerca cancellata (South American locust), 680 nucleotides. RefSeq lists its product as uncharacterized. The transcript is spliced from 5 exons. The coding region runs from base 85 to 588 and encodes 167 amino acids. The record is from RefSeq and is a predicted model, not a curated record. NCBI's taxonomy places the organism in Eukaryota, Metazoa, Arthropoda, Insecta, Orthoptera, Acrididae.